UGCCCCUCUCCCGCAGCCGUUUAGUUUCCUCCGUAACCCGGUAGAUUUUCCCACGUGACCGCUGCGACUUCCUUUCUUGUGGCAGCCAUCGACAGCAAUGGCAAAGAUCAAGGCCAGAGACCUGCGCGGAAAGAAAAAGGAGGAGCUGCUGAAACAGCUGGAUGAUCUGAAGGUGGAGCUUUCCCAGCUCCGCGUUGCCAAGGUUACCGGUGGAGCUGCAUCCAAACUCUCCAAGAUCCGCGUUGUCCGCAAGUCCAUCGCCAGAGUCCUCACAGUUAUCAACCAGACACAGAAGGAGAAUCUGAGGAAGUUUUACAAGGGUAAGAAGUACAAGCCUUUGGACCUGAGGCCCAAGAAGACUCGUGCCAUCCGUCGUCAGCUGACAAAACACGAGCAGAACCUGAUGACCAAGAAGAUGCAGAGGAAGUCCCGCCUCUACUCCAUCCGCAAAUUCGCCGUCAAGGCUUGAGAGGCUGUACUGUUGUUUAUCACUGAAAAAAUAAACACCCCACCCUGGAAUUCAGA
Sinocyclocheilus rhinocerous is the source of this 525-nucleotide messenger RNA. It is a transcript of the gene rpl35, whose product is annotated as ribosomal protein L35. The transcript is spliced from 4 exons. Lineage: Eukaryota; Metazoa; Chordata; Actinopteri; Cypriniformes; Cyprinidae. Gene Ontology annotation, cellular component: ribosome; cytosolic large ribosomal subunit. Bases 98 to 469 code for a protein of 123 amino acids. Gene Ontology annotation, biological process: translation; maturation of LSU-rRNA from tricistronic rRNA transcript (SSU-rRNA, 5.8S rRNA, LSU-rRNA). Gene Ontology annotation, molecular function: structural constituent of ribosome; mRNA binding. The record is from RefSeq and is a predicted model, not a curated record.